GCCAUCCGGAUAAAUUACCUUGCUACUACCUCUGUGGUGGUUUGUUGAAACCUAUUGAUGUAUUUUGAAUAGAAAUAUAUCGAGAUUGUGGAGAUUUGAGGAACAGCUCUGUCAAACUCCAACACAGGAAAGGCAAAGCACGGCUGCAAAACCACACCUAUCGACACAGUUAUUCCAACUAGAGCCUGGUUGUUGCCUACGCAUUUCUUCUCAUUAACUUGCUUCUUCAGAUUGAUGAAUGAAUGGACCAUCGCAGGCUCUGUCCAAAUCAAAGCCAUUAAUCGCCAAUGUCUAUCGCUACGACUCACUGCUCCGCCACUAUGCCGCCACUCGCUCUCUCAACAAAACCAAAAUUCUCCAUGCCCACACAAUCACUUCUGGGAUUCUGCACUCUCCCAACUUCAUCCAUCUUCCAUCACACCUCGCUGUCUCCUAUGCGUUUUGUGGGUGCGUCCCACUUGCACGCAAGCUGUUCGAUGAUUUGUCUGACCCUAGUUUGUUUUUAUGGAACGCCAUAAUUAAAAUGUAUGUGGACAAGGGCUUUCAUUUUGAUGCACUUAGGGUGUUCGAUUCAAUGAUUUGUUCGGGGAAGUGCUGGCCGGAUAAGUAUACAUUCCCUUUGGUUAUCAAAUCUUGUAGUGUUAUGUCAAUGCUUAAUGUUGGAGUUUUGAUUCAUGGACGAGCUCUAGUAUCUGGGUUUUCUUCAAACAUGUUUGUGCAAAAUUCCUUGCUAGCAAUGUACAUGAACUGCGGGAAAAUGGAGCUAGCGAGACAGGUUUUCGAUGUAAUGCUGGACCGGAGUGUGGUUUCAUGGAACACGAUGAUCAGUGGGUGGUUUCAGAAUGGGCGGCCAGAGGAAGCUCUGGCGGUUUUUAACCGCAUGAUGGAUGCAAGAGUUGAACCUGACUCUGCCACGAUUGUGUCUGUAUUGCCAUCAUGUGGUUACUUGAAGGAGUUGGAAUUGGGAAUUAAGGUUCAUAAACUAGUGCAAAAAAACCAUUUACAAGAGAAGAUUGAAGUAAGGAAUGCACUUGUGGAUAUGUAUUCGAGAUGUGGUGGUAUGGGUGAGGCAUCACUAGUUUUCGCGGAGACAAAUGAGAAGGAUGUUAUUACUUGGACUUCGAUGAUUAAUGGCUAUAUCAUGAAUGGAAAUGCCAAGAGUGCUUUGGCUCUUUGCCCGGCAAUGCAGCUCGAUGGAGUAGUGCCAAACGUAGUGACUUUAGCUUCUCUUCUCUCUGCCUGCGCAAGCUUGUGUUGUUUGAAGCAAGGGAAGAGCUUACAUGCUUGGGUACUCAGGAAAAAACUUGACUCUGAUGUACUCGUGGUUACUGCUUUGAUAGACAUGUAUGCAAAAUGUAAUGCUGUGAGCUAUAGUUUUCAAGUGUUUGCGAAGACAUCAAAGAAGAGAACUGUCCCUUGGAAUGCACUUCUCUCGGGGCUCAUUCAUAAUGAACUUCCAAGAGAAGCAGUGGGACUCUUUAAAAGUAUGCUCAUUGAAGAAGUAGAAGCAAACCAUGCUACUUUCAGUAGUGUCAUCCCAGCUUAUGCCAUUCUAGCAGAUUUGAAGCAAGUGAUGAAUUUACAUUCCUACUUGGUGAGAUCUGGCUUUAUUUCAAAAAUUGCUGUUAUCACUGGUUUGAUAAAUAUGUACUCAAAAUGUGGAAGUUUAGACUAUGCCCAUAAGAUUUUCGAUGAAAUUCCAAACAAAGAGAAGGACAUUAUUGUGUGGAGUGUUUUGAUAGCUGGCUAUGGAAUGCAUGGACAUGGUGAGACUGCUGUUUUGCUUUUCAACCAGAUGGUUCGUUCCGGGAUGAAACCGAAUGAGAUAACUUUCACUUCUGUUUUACAUGCUUGCAGCCAUAGAGGAUUGGUAGAUGAUGGUUUGGCAUUGUUCAAGUAUAUGAUCGAAAACCAUCCGUCGAGUCCACGCCCCAAUCACUACACCUGUAUUGUUGAUCUUCUUGGUCGUGCUGGUCGAUUGGAUGAAGCAUAUGAUUUGAUCAAGUCAACGCCAUUCCAGCAGAACCAUUCUAUUUGGGGGGCUCUGCUUGGUGCGUGCUCGAUACACCAGAAUGUCGAACUUGGAGAGGUAGCAGCAGAGCAACUUUUCGAGCUUGAGCCUGAAAAUACGGGAAACUAUAUAUUACUUGCAAAUAUUUAUGCUGCGAUUGGAAGAUGGAAAGAUGCAGAGAAUGUGAGGCAUAUAAUGAGUAAAAUAGGCCUAAGAAAGAUGCCUGCACAAAGUUCAGUUGGUGCAGCUGUGUAGUAAAAUUUAGAUUUUUAAUACAUCUAUAUAUAUUUAAAUCUUCUUGAUAAAACUAUUAAAAUUUGUAUGUUUUAUUUCUCCGGCAGCGGGCGCUCAAAGAGCGAAAAUUUUGAAAUGUUUUAUGAAAGUUAAUUGGUAAA
Molecule: messenger RNA, 2406 nt
Organism: Cucumis melo (muskmelon)
Lineage: Eukaryota; Viridiplantae; Streptophyta; Magnoliopsida; Cucurbitales; Cucurbitaceae
Product: pentatricopeptide repeat-containing protein At5g39350
Exons: 1
Coding region: 239-2266 (675 amino acids)
Biological process (GO): RNA modification
Cellular component (GO): intracellular membrane-bounded organelle
Molecular function (GO): RNA binding; protein binding
Source: RefSeq, a predicted model, not a curated record